AUGUGCUUCAGGAACAGCCAAACAAUCGAUGAUCCCACCCAGCCACCGGUACGCGCCACCAAUGCAUGGAGCCGCAAGACCCACGAUCCCACGCAACAGCCCAUCCACAUCACCGAGUCCAACGAGGCUCAUAUGAGCGAGGUGCAAAGCCCAGGCAUGAAAGAGCGCAAGGGAAGCCACAAGGACCGUCCAGCUUUUGUCGAUGUAACCGAUAAAGAGUUCAGCCCCGUGAUAAGAAAACUGUUCAGCGUGGAACCAGAGGCAGCGCGCCCCCUGCCAAAAAAGAGCGUGGAGAAGAAAUAUCGGAGUAAGAACUCGGGCGCGUCCACUUAUGCCUAUGGUGCUGCUAUGGGAGCAGAUUUCGCAGCCAGUGCCAUGUGA
Messenger RNA from Cladophialophora psammophila CBS 110553, 381 nucleotides. RefSeq lists its product as uncharacterized. The record is from RefSeq and is a predicted model, not a curated record. Bases 1 to 381 code for a protein of 126 amino acids. The transcript has a single exon. Lineage: Eukaryota; Fungi; Ascomycota; Eurotiomycetes; Chaetothyriales; Herpotrichiellaceae.